AUAAUAUUUAAAUUACUUGGGUUUCCAACCAAUAUGUCCUCCAUCAAAAGACCAGGCUACGAUCACUUGCUAAAACUGAUCAUCAUCGGUGACUCCAGUGUAGGCAAAACGUGCAUUUUGCUGAGAUUCUCUGAAGAUAAUUUUCCGACGACCCACAUGCCCACAAUCGGAAUCGAUUUCAAGAUUAAGUCUAUUAACGUAGAGGGACAAGUUGUAAAGCUCCAAGUGUGGGAUACCGCCGGACAGGAAAGAUUUAGAACCAUCACCCAGACUUAUUACAAGGGUGCCAUGGGCAUUAUCCUCGUAUAUGAUUGCACUGAAGAAAAAUCUUUCUCUAAUAUUUCCAACUGGAUGAAGCAGAUCGAACAACAUGCUUCCAAGGAUGUCGCUAAGGUUCUAGUAGGAAACAAGGCUGAUAAGGAAGACAAAGUUAUCGAUACUGAAACAGGAAAGCAACUUGCUGACGAGUACGGUUUAGAUUUCUUCGAGACCUCUGCUAAGACUGGUUUGAAUAUUCCAGAGUUAUUCGAUAGCAUUGCCAGAACUAUUAUCAAGGACAAGAAAAAGGCUCCAUCAACAUCUGGUAGCACCAGGGAAGGUACCCUUACAAUCGGAGGAAAAGGAAAAGAAGGAGGUAAAAAGGAUAAAAGUGGAUGCUGUUAACUCAGAUUUCCAUAAUUCAAGAAUAUUAAUCUCAUAUGAUUAGUAAUGAUUUCAUUUACCAAAUUCUCGGGC
Moneuplotes crassus is the source of this 735-nucleotide messenger RNA. NCBI's taxonomy places the organism in Eukaryota, Ciliophora, Spirotrichea, Euplotida, Euplotidae. The record is from the annotation of a GenBank genome assembly.